Molecule: messenger RNA, 1939 nt
Organism: Drosophila guanche
Lineage: Eukaryota; Metazoa; Arthropoda; Insecta; Diptera; Drosophilidae
Product: cytosol aminopeptidase
Exons: 1
Coding region: 125-1717 (530 amino acids)
Biological process (GO): proteolysis
Cellular component (GO): cytoplasm
Molecular function (GO): metalloaminopeptidase activity; manganese ion binding
Source: RefSeq, a predicted model, not a curated record
CGCAGCAGCGUCUGGAUCAGGCCAGAUCUGUAUUUUAAAAAUUUUUAUAUUCGGAAAAAAAUCCUAAAAUUUGUUUGGAACCAGCUGUCAAAAAACAAAAGGGAUUUUGAGCUAUCAUUAAGCUAUGCAUUCUGUACGCUUGAUGAGGGCCCUGUGCGGGCGUGUACAGUGCACAGGCCCCGCCCGAUGUGGAGCCUUGGCACAGCUGCAGCUACGCCAAUACGCCGCCGAGAAGUGCGACUCAGUCAUCAAGGGCGUUGUGGUGGGUAUGUACUCGAAGGAGGGCGAUCGACCGCCUAAGAUGACCUCGUCGGGCGAGAAGUUUGAUGAUCGUGUGCAGGGGAAGAUAACCGAACUCAUCCGCGAGACUGGACUCAAGGGAGAGCUGGGCAAGGGUCGCGUCUUUAUGAAUGUGGAUGCGGAAUUCCGCGCAGUGGCUGUGGUUGGCUUGGGGCAGGAGGGCGUUGGCUUCAACGACCUGGAAAUGAUCGAUGAGGGAAUGGAGAAUGCACGCGUUGCUGCCGGCGUGGGAGCACGUGCCCUGCAGCUGCAGGGCUGCACAGAUGUCUUCGUGGAUUCGAUGGAGUAUGCCGAGCAGGCGGCCGAGGGCAGCGCCUUGGCCAUUUAUCGAUACAAUACCAAUCGGCGCCGUCAGGAUCGCACACACAUUCCAAAGCUGGAGUUGUACGACUCUCCCGACUCGGAUGCCUGGACCCGCGGCCUCUUCAAGGCCGAAUCACAGAAUCUGGCACGCCGCCUGGCCGAUACGCCGGCCAACCAGAUGACGCCCUCAAUAUUUGCACAGUCGACUGUGGAUGCCCUGUGCCCCUGCGGCAUCUCCGUGGAGGUAAGGGGCAUGGACUGGAUUGAGUCCAAGAACUUGAGCAGCUUCCUAAUGGUGGCCAAGGGUAGCUGUGAGCCGCCAGUAAUUCUAGAAAUCAGCUACUGCGGAACCGCCCCGGAAGACAAGCCGAUUCUCCUUCUCGGCAAAGGACUCACAUUCAACAGCGGUGGCCUCUGCCUUCGCCCCAAAAACUGUCUAUCCAUGUACCGUGGCUGCAUGGCCGGUGCAGCCUCCUGCGUGGGCGUCAUCCGUGCCGCCGCCGCUCUCUCGCUGCCCGUAAACGUAACGGCAGUGUUGCCACUGUGCGAAAAUAUGGCCUCCGGCAUGGCGGCCAAGCCUGGCGAUGUAGUGUCCCUCUUGAAUGGCAAGACGCUCGGCUUCGUGGACGUCAGCAAGGCGGGAGUAGUAGCUAUGGCCGAUCCCCUGCUCUACGCUCAGACCACGUUCAAGCCGCGCAUGGUCGUGGAUGUUGCCACUGUGGGCUAUGCCGUCUGUCCAGCGCUGGGAGGAGCUGCCGCCGGAAUCUUCAGCAACUCCAAUUUCGUAUACAAGCAGUUCGAGAAGGCUGGCGCCCUCACGGGUGAUCGUGUGUGGCGCCUGCCCUUGUGGCGCUAUUACAAGGAGCUGAUCUCACCCAAUGAGACCUUCGACAUCAGCAAUCGUGGACGUGGACCUGCAUCCAGUUGCAUUGCCGCCGCCGUGCUACACGAGCUGGUCCCUUGCGUCGAUUGGGCACAUCUUGAUAUCCGCAACGUGGGAAUGUUGACACGCUACAAUCCUUUGCCUUAUUUGCUGAAGGACCGCAUGACUGGCCGACCAACGCGCACCAUCGCGCAAUUCCUGUUCCAGAUGGCCUGCCCCGACGGCAAAUAAUUGUACUUGUUUUUCUUUGUUUAUGUUCCGCGUUUAUCCAAAUUAGUUGUUUAUUGAAGUCCCCUAACAUUUUAACACAAAUUGCCAAGAGGUGCCCCCCAAGAGGUAACACCAACACAAUCACACAUUUACAAUAUUGUUAAAUUUUAAACCAGAGCUGACCAGACGAAAAGGUUCUACAAUUUAUUGUUGAAAUGCAUUGAAAAUCGUAUGCGAACACAA